AUGAAGAAAUCUGUCCGGUUAUUUUUUACAGCUCUUCUGUUUAUUGUAAUUUUGAAUGAGGUUGAAGCACAAUAUGAACAGGUAAGGGUUUUAGCUCGAAAGUUAGGCGAUCUUGGGAGAAAUAAGGGGUUUCUUAUUGUUUGAAGGUUCUUGAAUGGGUUGAGAUAAAACCUUUAAAUUUUAGAUUUUUCUAAAAAUGUGCAUUUUCUCAAAAAAUUGGGGAUCAAAUUUUGUUAUUGCUUAAAAUUAUCUAUUGAUUACUGUAGUUUCGAAAGUUACUGUAUCUAGUAGACCUCCAAUUUUUAGAAACUAUCGAGGUACAGUAAUCCUCAAGUCUAGAGAUAUUACAUUUAAUUUACCUUAAGGUAGAUUUUUUUAUUCCAAUAUUUCCAGAGAUAUUUAACUCGCCGUUGUCGUUGUGCAAAUAUUGCUCCUCAAAAAUCAGAUUGUCAAUGUCAAUCCAUCGGAAACGGUCAACAAACUUGCAAAUGUUCCGACGAGCCAAAAUCCACUUGUGGUUGUCAGAAAAAUGAGCUCAAAAAAUCAACAUGCAAACCAACGUGUCAAAAAGCGUGCGUUGAUUCGUGUGUUCAAAAUUCGCACCAAUCUUUAUCGAUUUGUGAGGCGACUUGUGAAUUCACUUGUGCCGGUGCUUGUAAAUCAGUUGAUCCGAUAAAGGUGAAACAUCUUCGAAAACCUAAAAUUAGAUAACCUUUUAAUUUAAGGUUGUAGUUGAGCAUCAAACAAAAGCCUCGAAUUGUCCAAAAGUUUGCGCUGAUUCAUGCGCAAAAAGUUGUUCGACCGAAUUGAACAACAGUAAUUGUAAGAAUAUGUGUCAGAAAUCUUGUGAAUCUAGUUGUAUUCACACAGCUGUAUCGAUGAAUGUUAUGGAAUUUAUGAGAACUUCGGUGAGUUCAGAUAGAUCACGCACACUUCUAUACUCUAAUGUUCUAGACUCUUCCAACUCCGAUUAUUUGUCCUUCUGAAUGUCAACCAACUUGUGAUUCAAAAUGCAUCGAACUUCACAAGAAAUAUGAAUUAGUUGUAAAAUCGUCACCCGAAAAAGAAACUUGUAUAAAAGCAUGUCAACCAGAAUGUUCUCCAAAAUGCGUUGAAGAUCAAUUAACAUCCACAGCAACACUAAUUCCACAAACUGAAACGUGUAUAAAAGCGUGUCAACCAGCUUGUCUUCAAUCAUGUGUCCUAUCGUAUUUAACUCAGACUCCAGCUCCACUCACAAAGAAUUGUGUUGCAGAAUGUCAACCGAAUUGUGAUACACAAUGUGUUGUUGCUCAAAUUCUUUUAGAUCUUCGAAAAAAGUCUUCAGUUCAACCACACACUCAACCAUCUUGUGUUCCACAAUGUCAACCAGAAUGUAGACAAGAUUGUAUCGAGAAACAACCGAAUUUUAAUGUUGAAAUCAAAUAUGUUGAUAGUGUUAUGAUGAGUUCAACGACUACAACAAAGCCUUCGAAAUACUGUGCUCCACAAUGCGAACCAGAAUGUGAACCAUCUUGUAUUGGUUUCACAAUGUUGAUUCCGAAUAUUCAAACAACUUUGGCGACCACACAAAUUCCAUAUACAACUCCACAAUGUAUUCAACAAUGUCAACCGGAUUGUGCACUACAAUGUAUUCAAGCUUAUCAAGUUCCACAGGUUCGAUUUUACUAGAAUUUUCGGAAUCGGUAGAUUCAGUCGAUCGAAAACUCAACUUUUGCAAAUUUUUCGCCGAAAAUCCACGUGGCAAACAUUUUGAGAUUCAAAAUUUCGCAAAAAAACCCACGUGAAACAUGAACGUGGUGAAAUUAAAGUUUUUGCGCUAAAAUUCCACGUGGUACUCACUGAUUUGAGAUUUGAAAUUUUGCGUAUUCCCUCGCAGAACAAUAUUUUUGGCAGACAACCCUCUCACCACCUCCUCUUCAGUCUUCCACAUCUUCUUCCUCCUCACAAAUCGCGCCAUCAAAAUCUGUCGGAUGUGCAUCGGCUUGUCAACCAACAUGCGAUUCAAAAUGCACACAAAACUAUCAAUUCGAAAUAAUCAUUCCGAAAUCCUCGUCUUCCUGUAUGCCUUCGUGUCAACAAUCUUGUCAAACCUCGUGCAUCGCUCAAAACUCCCAAAAUUCAGAGCAAUGCGCAGCAGCUUGCGAACAAACUUGUGCUCAAACAUGUUUCCCGACUCAAACUUUGAAUUCGGAAACUUCUUCAAAUCAAAUAGACGCUGGAAAAUUAGAAGAAAAAGAUAUACCGAAUUUCCGAUUAGAUAUAAUUCUAGAAGAUCCAAUCGAAGAAAAACCAUCUUGUGCUCCAGAAUGUGCAAAACAAUGUGUUCAACAAUGCAAACUUCAACUUUUGACUGAAAUUGAGAUGUGUUUGCCAGCUUGUCAGCAAGCAUGUCAACAGAAUUGCCCAUUAGAGGUUGGAUUUAAAUUUGAAAACUUUUAAAAUUAAAUUUCCUAUUUCAGGUCAAACCAUGUUCUGGUCCGCAUUGCACUUGUCCAGCUGGAUUUUCAAAUUGCGGAAAAAACCAGUGUUGUCGAAGAAAAAGAAGAUAA
This is a messenger RNA of Caenorhabditis angaria, 2552 nucleotides long. Lineage: Eukaryota; Metazoa; Nematoda; Chromadorea; Rhabditida; Rhabditidae. The record is from the annotation of a GenBank genome assembly.